Messenger RNA from Lucilia sericata (common green bottle fly), 1829 nucleotides. RefSeq names its product serine/arginine-rich splicing factor 2 (gene SC35). The coding region runs from base 166 to 756 and encodes 196 amino acids. NCBI's taxonomy places the organism in Eukaryota, Metazoa, Arthropoda, Insecta, Diptera, Calliphoridae. The record is from RefSeq and is a predicted model, not a curated record. The transcript is spliced from 4 exons. Gene Ontology annotation, molecular function: RNA binding.
AUGGCAAUGAAUUCGUUCAUUUGUAUUUGACUUUUCUUGCCGUGUGGACGUGUUUCUCCACCAUAUUUGUGAUUUAUAUCAGAAGAAAAAUAAAAUAGCCACGAGAUAAAAGAAUUUUUUCUAAUUUGUGUUAAAUAAAAAUUUGUCAAAAUUAAUAGCCGCAAGAUGAAUCACAACAAUAAUAACAGUGGUCGCCCACCGCCACGUAUAGAUGGAAUGAUAUCCCUUAAGGUGGAUAAUUUAACAUAUCGUACUACACCAGAAGAUUUACGCAGAGUUUUUGAACGUUGCGGUGAUGUUGGAGACAUUUACAUCCCACGCGAUCGUUAUACCCGUGAAAGUCGUGGCUUUGCCUUUGUUAGAUUCUAUGACAAACGUGAUGCCGAAGAAGCUCUUGAAGCUAUGGAUGGACGCAAAUUAGACGGUAGGGAGUUGCGUGUACAAAUGGCACGUUAUGGCCGACCCACUUCACCAUCAAACAACAGACGUAAUAAUAAUCGCCGUGGAGGUGGUGGCCGUCGUCGUUCACGUUCUCCCAUUCGUCGUCGUUCUCGCAGUCCACGUCGUCGUUCAUAUUCACGUUCACGUUCUCCACAGAGUCGUUCACCCGUGAGACGUAAUAAAUUUUCACGCAGUCCCGUAAGACGUUCCCUUAGCCGCAGUGGCAGCCGAAAUGGUUUGGGCGCUAUAGGCAGUAGUGGUGGCGGUGGUGCCGACAGAGGACGCAGUGUCUCCCGUAGUCGUAGUAGAUCUUAAAUAAUAAAACCUUUUUUUCUCAACAACUAAAACAAGAAAAAGGUUUUAUUACUUAGAUGUGCAAAAAUAAAAAGGUCUCUAUUCAAACCGUUAUGGAAAAUGGCUUCUUGGGGACAUGUAUUUUACACUUAUUUUUAACAAUACGUUGCUGUGUCUUAUCAGCAGGUAUAUAAUUAAUAAUCCUUUAAUUUUUAAACAUUUUACUUUUAAUUUACUACGUCAACACACAUUUUUUUUUUUUUUGGAAAUCAAAAACAAAAUCCAUUUGUUUUUGUUUUACAAACAACAACAACAACAAAAAGCUGUAUAAAAAAUGUUUAAAUUAUAUUUAAACAUUUCCCCAUUAUAUUACAUUCUUUAAUUUGUAAGUCGUCAGCUUUCUUUUAAUCAUAUAUUCUUUAUAAUUUAGAAUAUCAAAAUUAUAACGAAAAUUCACCAGGAAAAGGUGAAAUUGAUUAUCUUUUUUAUCACAUAAAAAUAGUGUCUCAAAAAACAAAAAAAAAGAAAACCAAACAAAGUAAUAAUUGCCACCAUUGAAAAAAGAAGAAAUAUAUUAAUUAAAUAACUAAAUAAAUUCAUACAUUCUAUUGGUAUUAAUCUCUGUAUACACACACACACAUAAAUAUCUUAAAUAACACAAUUGUAAUCGUAUGUUUGCAAUUGCAUUUGUUUAAAAUAAUACAUAUUUAGUAGACAUUUUAGAGCCUACCAAAACUCCCUUCAAAUGUAAUUAAUAAAAAAAAAAACGUAAAAAAUACAAACAAAACUUAGUAUUUGCUUAAAAAUUUUGAUACAAAAAUGUGCUGAACUUAAAAAAAGGCUUAGGAAGAGACGGAUUAGGAACAUGCUAGGGGGGGAUUUACUUUGUAUUUCGAUAGAAAAGAAAACUUAAUAGCUUAAAUCUGACAAAAUAUUAUCAAGUUUAUUACAGGAAAUCCAUGUUAAAGAAAAACUUUAAAGCCCCUAUUUUUUGUUCUCCUUUUACUACAACUCUAUUUUUUUAAUUUGCUGCUAUUAUUUCUAAAAAAAACAACACACAAAAAACAAUUAUAAUAAUCAUAAACCAUUUUAUA